Adineta ricciae is the source of this 2124-nucleotide messenger RNA. The record is from the annotation of a GenBank genome assembly. NCBI's taxonomy places the organism in Eukaryota, Metazoa, Rotifera, Eurotatoria, Adinetida, Adinetidae.
AUGGUUUCUACAAAUAAAAGUAAAGAAAAAGCAUCGAGCAGUCGGCAAAAAGCAACGACCGAAAAUAAUAAUCAAAUGGUUUUAUUGCGUGACGAGUCGUCACAAGAAUUGAUGGUUGUUGAUACACAUAAGGUAUCGUCUCUCAAUAAAAAAGCAAAAAUUGCAUCUGGUGUAAAAGUAACAUAUGAAGAUGAAUUGAAAAAACGAUCACGUGGUUUGGUUUUGAUUAUCGGAAAUGAAGGCGAGUGCUUACAAAUGAAGCAAACUGUCGAGGGAAAUGCUGAUAAAGAAAAUAGUGAUGUAUCUGAACCGGAAGACGCAUCACCAGAAGCAUCUCAAUCAACAAUCGAGCCAAAAACUUCUGAAAAGGUGAACGAAAAGCCAAAAGAUAAUGAAGAUGCAUAUGCAGAUGAACGCCAAAAACAACAACAGCAACUGGACAAAGAUGAGUUGGACGACAGUUUGAUAUCAUCUCAAAUCAUUGAUCAAGAAAACGAUGGGUCUACUCUAGCCGCAACAACUAACCAAUCUAACAGUUCAAAUAAUGAGCGUGGUAAAAAGCGAACACACGAUGAUUCUGAUGAAAACGUACAACAUCGAAAAAGGCGUUUGAACGGUUCAACAAUGGUAUCUUUUUCAACAUAUGCAAGUAAAGAAAAAGAAUGCGUGGCGCUUCAAGCGCAAAUUGCCAAAUAUGAACAAGAAUGGAUGCCACGUCCCAAAGAUCCCAAGGUUAUUCAAUACUUGAUCGAGAUAACGAAUAUCUUAAACCAAAACAAAAACAAUGAAGAAGAAGACCUUGGUGAUGCUUUGGAAAAUAUCAUGGGACAUCUGGAAAUCAAUGAACAUGAUUUACAAUUAUGUCAUGGUCGUUCUGCAACUGUAACAGCCAGACAUAUCAUGAAGUUUAAAUAUCCGAAUCCUGAUGAUAAUUGUACAAUAAGAAACAUUGGCGAAGCAGUUAUACAAGCAAUAAUUAGUCAAAGAUAUAUUUCGACUAUAUCAGCUCAUGCUUUAGCUCGUUAUCAUGCUAGUGUAAGUGAAGAGAUUGUUUUGUCAACAUCAGAUACGCAAAUGUUUGAAUCGCAUGAUGAUGCCGACGAUGAUGAUCGAAUACUGAGACCAGAGGAAGAAAUCGAUAGUGGUGAAGUUGAUAUGGACACAGAUGUACCUUUGGAUGCUUUUGACGAACUACAACUAGAAGCAGAAGCUGACGUUGAUGAAAUGGAAGAAGAUGAAGCGAAAUUUUCUUUUGUGAAUGAUGACAGAAGUGAUGCAGAAAGUCGACCUUCGUCUGAGAGACCAAUUACUAUGAAGGAUAUUGCUUGUCUGCUUGUACUAUUCAAACGACGCCAUAAGCUGUCGAUUCAAUGUAUUUCGGAUCUUCUCGCAUUAUUAUCACUCUUUGGCAUUAGAGAUAUACCUCGGUCCUGGUAUCACUUGAAAUGUUUGGUUGAACCUAUCAAUCCAUCGCCUUCGUAUUUUUUUACCUGUUCAAGUUGUCAGUCAGCAUCUAUGGAUUCACGGAAAUGUUCGAAUUGCCAACAUGAUAUGCCGUCUGACUCAUACCAAGACACGUUCGUAACCUUCUCAAUAAAAGAUCAAAUACAAUUGGUAUUAAAUAAUAACUCUGGUAUUGAUUUGUUUUCUUCUUCUACAAAUUGCGCACUCAGUGAUGUCACGAACGGCCGAUUUUAUAAACAAUUAAAGACACUUUGCUCUGAUCAUUUUCUUACACUGACAAUGAAUGUCGAUGGAGUACAAGUUAAAAAAGGAUGCAAAACAUCUAUCUGGCCAAUAUUGUUCGCUCUGAACGAAAUUCCUUCAAGUAAACGCUAUAGUGUUGAAAACACAAUCAUCGGUGGAAUAUGGUUGGGAGUUCAUAAGCCUUCUCGAUGGCAAAUGAAAUCAUUUCUGUCUCCGGUUAUUGACGAAUUAUCUCUACUGGAAAAGGGACAUACAUACGUUUAUUUUCGAAACUCAUCGAAAGAACAAAAUCAACUUACAAAAGUAUUUCUGAUCGCCGCUUGUUGUGAUAAGCCUGCUCAAGCUCUUCUCCAAAACUUACCAGAACCUAUUGCUGCAUUUGGUUGUGGUAGAUGUGAAAUACAAGGUAUAUGGUGA